CCAAAAUGGCGAAAAACAAGUGAUCGUAUUUUGUCCACCUUCGGCCAAAAAAGUGUUAAAUUUUCAUCUGAAAAUUGAAGAUAAUGAUGCAAAAGUGCGAUUGGACGUAAACAUUGACGAAUUUAGUUGUUUUUAUUUUGUCUUGUCUUUUUUGUUGUAUUCAACUGGGGAAUAUGUAUGUUGUGAGUGGCCCUCUGUAGAAGUGCUGUUCUCAGUUUUUUUUCGAAUCCUUUCCAGAAAAUAUGAAUACUGGUGUUACGGGCGAAAAUAUCUACGACUUUAAUUCGGAAGAAAAUGCUGCAAAAUGGAAAGGUCUCUUGACUGCUGCAUUAAAAAAAGUUUUAGAACAAGUGCACCCUUCAUUAGGUGCAAGAGAAGAAGCCUUAGAAUAUGUGGAAAGCCUAUGCUUGCGUCUUCUUGGGAUGCUGUGUGCCAAACCAAGUCCUCACACAGUUCAGGAUGUUGAAGAUCGGGUAACUAGUACUUUUCCCACACCAAUUGAUAAAUGGGCACUAAAAGAAGCCCAAGAAGCUCUUGAAAGAGGAAAGAAAAAGUCAGUAUUACAGCUGCCUGUCGAUAAAAUCCAUUCUUUAUUACAAAAAGAACUUUUGCUCUACAAAGUUGAUUCCACGGUGUCUUUAUUUUUGGUGGCAGUUUUAGAGUACAUCUCAGCUGAUAUUCUAAAAUUGGUUGGAAACUAUGCAAAGAACAUAAAGCAUGUAGAGAUUACUUAUCAAGAUGUGCAGAUAUCUAUGAAGGUAGACAAAGCUCUUAUGGAUAUGUUUUAUCAAGAUGAAGGAGGAGGUUGUAGUAAUUUAAACGAAACACCAGUGAUGCUGUCAACAGCGCCUAGGACCAGUCUUACUUAUGAAGAAACUGUCAGAGAACUCAUCGCUUCUGAAAAAGCUUAUCUGAAGGAAUUGCACAUGUUGAUAAAAGUAUUUAGAGAGGAAAUUAUUAAAUUGAAUCCAGGUCCACAGGAUAUAGAGAAGAUAUUUUCAAAUAUUAUGGAUAUCUAUGAAUUGACUUACACGCUAUCGGGUAGUUUAGAAGAUGUUAGGGAGAUGGCCCAAGAGAAGAUGCCUUAUAUUGGUAGCUGUUUUGAAGAACUUGCAGAAGCAGCAGAAUUUGAUGUAUACAUCAAAUACGCUAGAGACGUCACAUCACCGAGUUGUAGAGAAACUUUGAACACUUUGUUGACUAGGCCCGAAGUUCAAAGCUCACUCAACACUGCAGGGCAAGGGAUGCCGCUCGCUCUUCGUUACUACUUACCAGCAUUGCUCAUGGGACCUAUAUGGCAUUGUUUUUCGUAUUUGGAUUAUAUAACGAUAUUAAAGGGUUUGACGCCUUCCACCGAGGAUAGAGAGACUUUGGCACAAGUCGAAGGAUUGUUGAAGCCAUUACAAAUUACGUUAGGAAGCUGUGUUCCCACUCAAACAUUACCCAGGAGUUCAGCUCCGCUUCCGCAGGCGAGAGCGAGACGACAAGCAGCACUUAUAAAGAUCCACGAACUGGAAAGGAUCGUAGAGAACUGGGAUUCAAAGGAUCUAGGGCAGUGCUGUAACGAAUUCGUUAGAGAAGAUACUUUGAUCAAAGUUGGCAACAAUAAAAGACUGACCGACAGACGGGUGUUCCUUUUCGAUGGUCUGAUGAUACUCUGUAAACCAAAUUCAAGGAGGCAGAGUUCAGUGCACCAUCCGAGUCAUCCCGAAUGCAAGCUCAAGGAGAGGUUCUUCAUUAGGAAAGUGGAAAUCAUAGAUCAUCAAGAUACGGAAGAAUUAAAACAUGCUUUCGAAAUAUCUCCGAGGCAGACUCCUUCUGUGAUUCUAUGUGCCAAAUCAAAUGAGGACAAGAAUUCUUGGAUGGCUGAUUUGGUGAUGCUGAAUAACAGGUCUAUGUUGGAGAGAGUAUUAGAUAGUAUCCUGUCCGACAUCGAGAGGAAGCACCCGCUGAAACUUCCUCCUCCUGAACUAUAUAAGUUCGCCGAACCUGAUUCUAAAGAUAACAUCAUUCUCGAACAGAGAGAAAAUGGCGGAGUUCCUCUAAUUAAAGGCGCAACUAUAUAUAAACUCGUUGAAAGACUGACUUACCAUAUUUAUGCUGAUCCAAAAUUCGUCAGGACUUUUCUGACGACGUACAGGAGCUUCUGUUCACCCACGGAACUACUAGAUCUGUUAAUUGAACGGUUCCAGAUACCAGACCCCUCUCUAGUCUACGAACAAGACUGUUGUGAUACUGAAAAAAUGCAGAAAAGUAGCCAGAGGGAAGAUUGGAAAAAGUAUAGGAAGGAAUAUUGUCAACCGGUGCAAUUCAGGGUAUUAAAUGUGUUACGUCAUUGGGUAGACCACCAUUUUUAUGAUUUCGAAAGGGAUGCAGCGCUUUUAGUGAAAUUACAAAACUUCUUGGAUUCUGUACAUGGGAAAAGUAUGCGGAAGUGGGUGGAUAGUGUCAUUAAAAUUGUCCAAAGAAAGAUGGAAAACGAUAACCAAAGGCACAUAAAAUUCGCAUUUGACGAUCCACCGCCUCCCAUCGAAAGACAUAUCAACUGUCCAGAGGAUGAGUACGGCAUUCUGACACUGCACCCUGUAGAAUUAGCGAGGCAACUUACGAUUCUCGAAUUCGAUUUGUAUAGGACAAUUAAACCAUCUGAAUUGGUCGGUUCGGUGUGGACGAAGAGAGAUAAAGAAACUACUAGUCCCAAUUUGUUGAAGAUGAUCAAACAUACGACAGAUUUUACGCGAUGGCUUGAAAAGAACAUAGUAGAAGCGGAAAAUUUCGAAGAAAGAGUUGCAAUAGUAAACAGGGUAAUUGAAAUUAUGAUUUGCCUGAACGAUAUCAACAACUUCAAUGGAGUUCUUGCGAUAGUUUCCGCACUUGGAUCGGCUUCGGUGUAUAGGCUGCAUUGCACGUUCAAUGCGUUAACUGUGCCAAACCGGAAGGCACUCGAAGACAGCAGGAAAAGCGACGAUCGAUUUAAAAAGUACCAGGAGAAAUUGAGAUCCAUUAAUCCCCCUUGCGUUCCAUUCCUAGGCAUGUACCUAACAAACAUCUUACACAUUGAAGAAGGUAACCCGGACUUCCUUCCCAACACUCAGCUCAUCAAUUUUUUCAAAAGAAGGAAAGUGGCGGAGAUCACCGGAGAGAUACAACAGUAUCAGAACCAACCGUACUGUUUUAGCGUUGAGCCAAGUAUUAGGCAUUUUUUAGAAACAUUAAAUCCAUUCGGAGAAUUGAACGAUACGGAAAUCAGUAAUUAUUUGUACCAAAAAUCUUUGGAAAUCGAACCGAGAGGCAGCAAGAUACCUCCGAAGUUCCCUAGGAAGUGGCCGCAUUUGAAUCUGAAGAGUCCUGGUAUCAAAACCGUAAAGACUGCAAAGAGUGUGCCUAGUGCCGUUGCGAAUACUAUCAGUCAGACCUUGAAUUCUACGAUAAAAAGUGAUGAUUCCAAGAGCGAAGAUUCUUCCAGGUCUGAUAAUGAUUUUAGUGUUUUUGCACCGGUACAGUUGGGAACUGGUCAGAACAGUCCUACUUUAAGUCCAGUUUCUCCAGCUGCGUCCAAUCCUAUUAUGAACUGGUUCCAUCACACGCGGAGUUCAAGCGUUAGUUCCAUUAUUUCUACCUCGUCUUUCAGACCUAGAACAGAACCUGUACCACCAUCAAUACCGCAGAGAUACAGUCACAACAGCCAGAGUUCAACUGGUGGACCGAACAGUCCCGGGCCUCAUAGUCCCGUCUCUCCCGGACCUCAUCUACCUACCGAGCCCAUCAGCCCUCGUUUACCUCCUACCCCUCCACCUCCACCACCACCUUUGCCUCCAAGGAGGAGAAGGGAUAGCCCUGAGAUCAGUUCGCCGCAACAGAUGAGACAGGCGCCAGACGCUCCCAUUCUCCCACCUCGUGACAACUCCCUUCCUCGUGAUAAUUCCCCUCCGCCCUUGCCACCACGAAGAGAGCCGGGAGCAUCACCCAGUGCUCACUCUCACUCCCAUUCACACUCUUUCCCUCACCAUUUUAUGAAUCCCCUUCCAAAUUUAGGAGGACACAGUACUUUACCGAGGUUGAAUCCCACAUAUACUUCUCAACUUCAUAUGAGGCGGCAUGCAACAUUGCAUCCACACCCACAGCAGCAUCCUAACACACAUAACGGGACCAGUCUACCACCAGCAGCCCAACCGCCCAGUAUUUCUCCCAGAUAUACCGUGGAGGUAAACUCUGGCCAAGUGACUCCUCAGCUGCCUCCCCGACCAACAGUGAGAUCUGCAGGGCUAACGUGUGGCACCAUGUUCCAGUACCCGACUACGACCACCACUUAAGGAAUUGUAAAAAAUAUAUUUUUAAAUGAAAAAAAAAAACUGCAAAAUAUUACGCUUAUCAUCAGGUUGCUUCGCUUGGCCAUAGAUGAAAAAAUUUCGAAAAAUUAUGGAGAGCUUAAAUGUAUUUUAAACGGUUGCAAAAAGACGUUGUUAGACGGUUGCAAAAAGGCUAGUCACAAUUCUCUUGGUUUCCAAAUUGUUUUAUGGAAACGGGUCUUUUUAAAUUUAAUACAUCUUCAUUGAGAAAUUAUGAUGAAUAUCUAGUAAAAGUGUACUUUGUCUCAGAUUUAAAGCAGGAAAUAAUCAAGUUUAACGCCUAAAAAUUCAUGUAUAUUAUGUUACCACUUCAAGUUUUCGCGGGAGCUGUGCUUUCUGUGGUUUUAAGGGUUUGAUUCCGCGUUGAAUAAUAUUGGGUUUUACAAAAACCAUUAUUUUAACGACGUUUCGGUAAGGUCGCGUUUGCCAUUGUCGAAGUCAGGUAGUUCCUCUUCUCGCUGUGGCUUGACGUAAACAGUAUACUUCCGUCCGGAGCUGAUAGUCCAGUCCACUUCGUCUCGGCUCCGAACUCUACUUCAUCCAUCACAGCUCCGAUAUUUUCCUUUGUAUAGUCUCACAGCGUGUGAAGGUAACGAUAAUAGGAUUUCUCCUCGAGGAAGGAAUUCGUAGUACACCACACUCUUCCACUCUCUUUCACCUACUGUGACUUAUACGGACUUCUUCUUGUAGUGCCUAUCCGUUUCGGAUGUUGGCGACCAUCAUGGCAAACUGUACUUUGCACACUUCUGCUCUGAAAAGAUCUGUAGUGGUUGUGAUGAACCACGUACGUAGAUUUUUCAGCCACGAAAUCCUUCGCCUUCCUGGUCCUCGCUUUCCUUCUACUUUUCCCUGUAAGACCAGUUGCAGCAGUCCAUAUCUUUCACUGUUCCUCAUGAUGUGACCGAGGUAUUCGAUUUUGGCUGUUUUUAUUUUGAUUAACAGCUCUUUUUCUUUUUGCAUUCUCAGCAAAACACCCUCAUUAGUAAUGUGGUCGGUAUAAGAUAUCUUCAGGAUUCGACGAUAAAGCCACAUCUCAAAAGCCUCAAUUUUCUUGCAGGUGGCGUCUGUGAGAGUCCACGACUCAACUCCGUACAACAGUAUAGGAAAGAUAUAACAUCGUAGUAAUCUGACUUUCAUGGGUAUCGACAAAUCAUGACAUUUGAACAACUUUGACAUUUUUUGAAAUGCAGAUCUUGCUUUCUCUAUGCUACAUUUGAUUUAUAUAGAAUGGUCCCAAUUUUCAGUAACGUUCGUACCAAGGUAGGUAUAUGUUUUUACUCUUUCUAUUUGUUGACCAUUCACACUGAUUCGUCCAAAUUGCUGUUUGUUCUUAGAGAUAAUCACACAUUUUGUUUUCUUAGUGUUUAGUGAAAGUCCGUAUCUCUGACUGACUUCCGCGAUUCUGUUCAUUAACUCCUGCAGGGCUUCAGAACUGUCAGCGAAUACCACAGUGUCGUCUGCGUAUCUUAUGUUAUUGAUACAUUCUCCGUUAAUUCGAAUUCCGGCCUCAACAUCAUGCACUGCUUCUUGAAAGAUUUCCUCAGAGUAGAUGUUAAACAGCAGUGGGGAUAGUGUACAUCCCGGACGGACCCCACGUUUGAUUUUGAUAUCGUCGGAUUCUCCUGCAUCUGUCCGGAUAGAGGAUGUUUGAUUCCAGUACAGAUUGCUGAUAAUCCUUAAAUCACAGGUGUUAAUUCCAAUAUUGGUUAAUAUCUCCAUCAGCUUGUCGUGCUUUACUGUAUCGAACGCUUUAUGGUAAUCAAUGAAACAUGCAUAAAUAUCGCAAUUUACGUCUCUACAUCGUUGAAAUAGCACUUGUAUACUAAAUAGAGCCUCUCUUGUACCCACUGCAUUUCGAAAACCAAACUGUGUUCGGCUGAUUUUUUCUUCGCACAGCCUAUAUAUCCUUUGAUGUAUAAUUUUUAGAAAUAGUUUUAAAAUAUGGCUCAUUAAGCUGAUGGUUCGGAAAUCACUACAGGAUACGGACUUUGUUUUCUUUGGUAAAGCAACAAACGUCGACUUCAAUCAUGUUUUUGGUAUUACUCCGCUUAAAUAUAUGUCGUUAAAUAUUUUGAUUAGGCGUUGAGUACCGUCGGUGUUAAAUAGUUUUAUGAGUUCAGCAUAUGCAUAUGCAUUGUCAGGUCCAGGAGCUUUGCCAUCUUUUAGUUGUGAUAUUGCUCUUUCCACUUCAUCUGAUGUGAUUGGUAAGUGGUCAUCACAUAUGUAGGAUGGAGGUUGUUCGGAUCUAGUAUCAUCAAAGAUGAUACUAGAUUCGAACUUUGAUGAUACUAGAUCCGAACAACCUCCAUCCUACUGAUGAUACUAGAUACGGACUUGAGAUUAGAAUAUUUUUUAGAUUUUUUAAAGCUCCUGUUUUACCAUGUUUAACACAAAACUUGAUACUAACCUGUUGCUCUUCUUUUACAUUUAUCGAAAAAUCUUCUUGCUGAAAACUCUUGAAGCUUCAUAAGCAGUGUUUGCAGGCCAUCGAUAUCUUAAGCUUUGAUGUUUUUGUUGCUUUUUUACUACUUAUGUAGUAAUUUAUUUUUGGUGUUAUCUUUAUACCAUCAACAAUAUUCGUAAAUGCCGUCUUUGGUAUUAAUAGCACAAAUUCGAUAUUCUGUUAAAAUCUGAGAGCAGUAUCUUUUAUCAGAUCUAUCAAAGAUAUUAUAUUAAAUGAAUUAUUCACUUUUUACAAGUGUUUGCCUUGUGGACAAGUGUAAUAAUGAUUAUAUUUUACCUGCACUUAAAAUUGCCUCUGAAAUCUAGCCUAGAUUGAUAGGUGGAAUAUAAAUCGAUCUAUAGCUUUGUUCUAAAAUGAAUAUUCUCAAAAAUUGCAGUUUUGCCGAAUUGGGCGCGCCUGAGAAUAGGAUAAGUCACAAAGAAAACCAAUGGAAACAAUGGUAACCUUUCUGUUGUUCUGAAGCUGUUUCCUUAUGGCAUUUUUGUAAUUGACUAUUCUAAAUGGGAAAUAAGCCACAAUCUAACAAAAAAAAAAAAAGAUUUUAUUAACGUUUCGACGUCCACAUCGGAUGUCGUUGUCAAAAUACAAAAUAUUAAUAAAUUAAACAAAAAUGUUGUUGCUUAGUAAAAAUAUGUAUGAAUUGCCGAUAUAAAUGAGUCAGAUUAAAUUAAAUUAUUAGAAGAAUUUUUUACUAAGCAACAACAUUUUGGACGUGGACGUCGAAACGUUAAUAAAAUCAUUUUUUUAGUUAAAUUGUGGCUUAUUCCCCAUAUAGAAUAGUUGUUGAUAACCUUUCUGUUUCAACUUCAAUUUAGCUUAAUUAUAACUUUUGACGGCUCAGUUAAAACCUUUUUUAUGAUAUUCACAUGGUUCCAAUACAUGUUUUUGUUGUAACUCUCAAUACAUACAAGAAUAAUGUUUAUAUGUUUAAUAAGGCUUAGAACUGUAGCAUUUUUAUAUUCCUUCUAGAAGAAAACUGGAGAUCGUCUUAGAAAAUGCGUGCGAAAUUUUUUGAAAUGUUCUUCUGAUUGGUCCAUCAGAUCAGUACAAAUAAGAAAUUCGUGCACUCGUUAUUAGAUUGUACAAUAAGAAUGUUUUUGUUUAAUUUCACAAAGGUCAUUUCAAUAACACAGCGUGUUUUGAAUGAUCACUCAGUCUUGUAAUGUGAUCAUUCAAUGCAAUGCCGUAGAGUUAGGACAACUUUAAGGAAUAGUUUGCAUUCGUUUCAUAGCAAUAAUAUUAAGUGUCUUAUUAUUAGCCAUUGAAAUGUUUCCGUAAUUAUUAUUUUGUAGUGUGAAUAAAGGAGCUGUAAAAUGGAUUAAAUUCAAGACCAAACCGUUAAACAUAAUACGCUUAUAGAUUGUAAAUUGCCGAACGAUUCAUUUUAUCUGCUCAAAAUACUUUUGAAUUAAAUUAAUAAAAAGUUUUUUCCUCGAUUUAUAAAAAAUGUUUGCAGGUUAAUAUCUAUAAAAAAAUGAAAAACUUGCCCCUGUCAAACUCUUUUUUACUGUAGAAUACUGUAGAUGUUCCAGCAAUAUAAAUAUCUUCUUCUUCAAGUGUCAUCUCCGCGACGGAGGUCGGCAAUCAUCAUAGCUAUUCGGACUUUGGAGACGACUGCUCUGAAAAGUUCGUUUGAUGUACAUCCGUACCAUUCUCUCAGGUUGCGCAGCCACGAUAUUCUGCGUCUCCCUAUGCUUCUUUUGCCUUGAAUCUUUCGCUGCAUAAUGAGUUGGAGCAAGUUGUAUCUCUCUCCACGUGUAAUAUGUCCGAGAUAUUACAAUUUUCUGGUUUUGAUUGUAUUUAAGACUUCCAUUUCUUUAUUCAUCUUUCUCAGAACCUCUUGUUUGUGACGUGUUCUGUCCAUGAGAUUUUCAGAAUUCUUCUAUAUACCCACAUCUCGAAUGAUUCCAGUUUUUUCAUUGGUGCCGCAUUCAAGGUCCAAGCUUCCAUUCUGUAAAUAUCACAUUCUAACAAUUCAUACGUUUUUCAUCAUUAUUGUCAUAUUUAUUUAAAAGAACAGUGCAUUUAGUUCCACACUUCUUGUCACCGAACUUUUUUCUGACGGACUAAUUAUUUUUAUGUCACUAUCAGGAUUGUUAAUUAUAGAAUGAUAUUAUUCAAGACACUAUAUUACGUAAUAUAGACUGGUCCCUGGAAGUAUUUGAGUAUGCAAAACCUGAGGACCGGCAGCUAUGUUCUGAUUUUUUUACCUGAGACCUUGAACAAUGAAAAACUGAAUCUUGCCGGAAAGUGCGAUGGUGCCUUGUUGCUCCCUCCACCCAUUGUUAAGGGCAGAUAAAAAGCAAUGUUUCGCAAAACAAAACAUUUUUUGUAUUUUUUGGGUCAUUCUAAGCAAAAAAUAUUCCUAAAGUUUUUACGUAAAAUGCAUAGUUUUCGAGAUAACGCGGUUAAACUUUAAAAAAAUCGAAAAAUUGCAAUUUUUGAACCUGAAUAACUUUUGAUUAAAAAAUAAAAUAACAAUUCUGGUUGCAGCAUUUGAAAGUUCAAGUCAGAUCAUACCGGUUUUGAUUAUUUGCAUUGCUAAAAAUCAAUUUUUUUUAUUGUUGAACAAAGCUAUAAACAAACAGUGUUUAAGCGUUUUGUCGCAUGUCCGCACCGCGCCAAGGAUUAAAACCGAACGGAACCGACAAGCCGAUUGCAGAUCCUAAAACGCUCAAACACUGUUCGUUUAUAGCUUUGUUUAACAAUAAAUUGAACUUUCAAAUGCUGUAACCAGAAUUGCUAUUUUAUUUUUUAAUCAAAGUUAUUCCGGUUAAAAAGUUGCAAUUUUUCGAUUUUUUUUUUAAGUUUAACCUCGUUUAUCUCGAAAACUAUGCAUUUUACUAAAAAACUUAGUACAUUUUUUGCUUAGAAUGACCCAAAAAAAUGUUUAGUUUUGCAAAAAAUUGCCUUUUAUCUCUCCUUAACAAUGGGGGGGUUAACAAGGCACCAUCGCACCUUCCGGCAAGAUUCAGUUUUUCAUUGUUCAAGGUCUCGGGUAAAAGAAUUCGAACAUAGUUGCCGGUCCUCAGGUUUUGUUUUAGCUAAAUUCCUAGCCUAUAGGCUCAACUUAUUGAUAAUAUACAUUCUAAUGUUUACGAGAUCCUACAAUUUUUCUCAAGACAUUGGCUCGUAUGAAUAAAAAUGAGAAUGUAGUUUAUACUCCAAAUGUUGGAGUACAUACUCCCCAUAGAGGGUAUCUACUCUUAUGUACUGUGAGUAGAAACUCGUCGCAUCAAAAUAUUUUUAUUCUUAACAUUGGCCCUUGUUUUUCACAAACCUGAUGUUCGUCUCUACGUCUCCAAUUUAUUUACAUUUCUUUUGAAAUACCACAUUCAGCCCUGUGAUGUAUCACCAAAGUUAUUUUUAAAGUUUAACAGUAAGUUAAAAUAACUCAGACAGAUAACUAUCGAUAACUUUUAACGUAAAUUCUGUGUGAUGUAUCGCUCACCGUUACGAGAUGAGUUAUUUCCCAGAAGUUAAAAAGGAAGUAAGCAUUGUUUUGUCUAACAAAAAGAACCUUAUGUAGAAAUAGUACAAGUUGGAGCGAGAAAGAGAAUGAUGAGAAAGUAUAUCAUAACUGUAGGUAGAACAGUAAAAUCCCUGGAUGUUUAUAAAUUUAGAACCAUCUUUAUUCUUGGAUUUCUCGAUUUGUCUUUUGUAUAAUUUUUUCUGUUUUUAAAAAUGUAUAUUACCGUUCUGUUUUAAAAUUGGCUCUAUUUUUUUAUUUUUAAUUAUUAUUGUUUUAAUUUCAUUACUACCUGCAUGUUUCUAAUUGCUAUGUUAGGUCUACUUUUUGGAUAUUUUUAAUUUUGAUCUGUUUUAUAUUUGAUAUUAAAUUUGAUUGAUUAAAUUAUAAUUUUAUUGAUAAAAUGCCGCGCAAGAUCCCGGGACAACCUGAAGCAUCGUUAAAAUUCAAACGGAUUUGUUGAAUACCGCAGCGUUCUUCGUUGAAUAUUCACUUCAUUUCUAAAAACAAGUCAAAAGAUGAACCUAACUUUACAAAUCCUUAUAUAAUCACAAAAUUAUCUCGUAACUUCACGUAUAACGUCGCGUUAUAAAAUGACAGUUGAUACAUCAGAUAACUCAAAAGUUAAAUACGAUACAUCACACCAUCUCGACGAUUAUAACUUAGCUACAGAAUAACUUUUCGUUAUAUUUAACUUAAGUAAUACAUCACAGCCCUUAUUAUCUCUUUUAAACUAUUAAGACAAACCAUAAUCAACAGAUAUUCAGUCAAUCUAUUAUAAUUAUUGUACUUAGUAUUAAUGUUCUAUGAAAUGAGUUUACGUUUUGAGCAAGAAGCCAAAAUACUUAAGUAACUGCAGUAACUUGAGCUUUUUACCGAAAUCAAAAGAUCAGGACACGCAAUAAUCACCUCGUUCCUGAAAAUCUCCAUGGGGAUAUGGGCCGGAUAGCUCAGGCGGUAGAAUGUCUUACUUCCACGCAGGUAGGCAGAGGAUCGAAUCCCAGCGUGGGCGAGAACAUCUAGAUAUUUUUAAAAAUGUCUAUAGGACCCUGGUCGACUCAGCCUGAACAAAAUGAGUACCUUGGGUAAAAACAGGGGUAAUAAUAGGCGGUUGAAGCAUAGCACUGCCCUGUUACCUUCCUUGUAUAUCGUAGGCCCAAAGCCGCGUUAGCGAUAUAAAACGGGAGAAUAUUAUUAUAUUAUGUCAUUCAGUUCAUAUUUCAGGAACUUCUGAUUAGCGAGCAGAUAAAAAGAACACCUUCUACUUUAAUAAUAGGCAGAUGGUUGCAAAGUAUUCCUUAAAGAACUGCAGAAGUAACUGUAUCCUAAAUGUCUUCUUUUUUAAGUUACCAUUGCUAUAUAUUUUCAUUUGUAGCACUGAAACUGAAAAUUAUGACUCGUGAAUACUACACGAAUGACAAUAUUUGCAGAAUACAAGAAAACUCGAAAGGAAGGUAGACAUCCUAUACCUUUUUUUGUGAGUGAUGACUAGAUGUCUUUAACAACCAUUCAGAAAUUAUUUUACAUCACUGAAAUCCAGUAUUACUUUUAUCACACAUAUUUAUAAUCCUAUUAACGGAAGAGUUGAAAUGGUCAUAAAAUUCUCAGAGUUGAAGUUGAGCGAGUACCAGAACCAAGAUUGUUUGUAUUAUUGCUCUUCUUUUCAACCAGAGGUUACUUUGAAUUUCAAAGUAUCUAAGGAUCUACAACAUUCCUAGGUACUUUGAAAUCCAAUGUACAUGAGAACUUAGGUUGAAAGGAAACUCAUCAGAUGUAGUACUUUGGAAUACAAGUACCUGGAAAGGUAUAUAUAUUGAAGACUAGUUUCCCUUUCGCCAACACUCGUCAUACAUUCUAUUAAAUUAUUUACGAUUUAUAAUUUGAGAACCAGUUUAUCAAGAAAUGCAUGCAGAAAAAUAUUGAAAUGAGUAACUUGAAAAAAAAAAGAUACCAAAUAAUAUUCUGAUAGUACUCAUACUAUAAAUAAUAAUGUAACACUCUUCCUUGAUACUUACAUGUAUUAAAAUGUCUCAUAUCCAAAGAGGAUAUUAUGUAUGCGUUUGUUUAAAAUUGUCUCAAACGUUUGAAGAAAUGUGUUACCUUUAUUAGUAGAGAUUUUAAAUUAAGAUAUGCAGUUGAUUCUGAUGUAGACUCAGAGUAGGAAGUAUAUGUCUACGUUGUUAGUAACAAAACUGAAGUAACUUGGGGAAAUAAUAUACAUUUUUGCCUUAUAGAGCAGCAACUAUAAAACAUUGGCUAUUUUGAAUACUUUUAAUAAACGUACAAUGGAUGCUGUACUUCAGAUUGUUAGAGCUAUAGCGUAUAAAGUGGCGGCCAUAAUGGCGCACCGCAAUCGCACCACAUCUACCCUUGACCACAACCACGCUGAAGCAAAGUAAAUACAAGCAUUGCCGUAAAUGCGCGUGGUCACAACGACGUGCCGCACCGCCCUUCGCACAUCGCUGGAUAGCAACGCCUCGCCCACGUACAUUGAGCUUAGUAUUUUCUGAUGUUAGCACUUCGCACUGUGAUUGUUCUAGGGAUGGAUAAAGACAAAUUAAUUAGUUUUGUGUUUAUGCUUGUACCACUUUGGAACAGAAAAAGCAAAUGUCGCCACAAUAGUUUGGUUUUAGCAAAACUGGAAAGAAAGCAAGGAAAGAAGUGGACGCGCAAUAGUAAAUUCGCUUUUUAUUUAGAUGAUGCACCGCCAUUUUUGUUUGUUCUUUGCAAAAACACCUGGUCUUAAAAUUAGAAUUUAAAACGUCCGAUGUAACGACGACCUGAUUAAAAAAUAAAGAAUAAAUGUGCGGUGCACGGUGCGUCAAUACGGCCACUAAUGUGCAAAGCAAAGGCUAAGCUAGGUGUGAGGUAUUGUACUGUGCGUUGUGCGGUGCGAUGUACCGUGUGCCGUUGUGGCCGUAUCCUAACACACAUGUGGCGAGCAUUUUACACUUAUGAUUCGCUGCUUGAAUUUUGUUGGCAUUGACGUACUAAGAGAUCAGCUAAAAGAGAUAUCGAUUUUUAAAGAUUAAUUGGUUUCAAUCAAUCUUAAUACAAUUUCGACAUACGAAAAUGUCAAAAAUUUUGUUGACUUUAGGCAGCCCAUUUUCGGGGAAUUACGCAGAUAUUUAACAAUGUGGCGACCGAAAGUGCAAUAUCAUAUCAAUACAGUGAUGACCGCCCUAAUAAUCGGCAAAAUAACGCAAAAGCUGGAAAACAUAUUAAGUUUAAACAUAAAAAGAAAUGAAACUAGUGGAGGUCGGAAAUUUAGCGAUAAAAACCUAUAAAUUUAUAUUAUAUUUAUUGUUUCCCAUCUUUAGACGUAUCAGAGGAGUAUGUCAGCUAAAACUGUCACUCACAGUGGCAAUUGCCAAACUCGUCCGAUAGGUCUUAAGGUGGGAAACAAUAAUUAGAAUAUAAAUUUAUAGGUUUUUAUCGCUAAAUUGCUCACCUCUACUAGUUUCAUUUCUUUUUAUCUCACAACUUCAUAUGUUUUCCAUCUUUUGCGUUAUUUUGCCGGUUAUUAGCGCUCUCAUCACUGUAUAAAGUUAGAUGUCCAACAAAUGGAAGUUAGAUUUUAUUAAAUGAAAACCUCAUCGGCCACAAUGUCUCUAGGAGUUCUAAAAUUUAUUUCUAAUAUCAAAAUAUAAUUAAAUAAAGUGAAAAUUGAAAAUAUUAUCGGCCUUUGUUAUAUAGUUGCAUAAUGUUCUGAAUGUGAAAGAUUUCAACUACUAUGUGACACUAUUCAAAAUCGACUGAGAAAUCUCUUAAAUUUUCUCGUUGUUUAGUAUUCUUUCCCUGUAAAGAUCUAUUUGUUGUUAGAAUUUUCUAGAUUUUUUCACUUAAAUGUAACCCUUGGCAGAAAAAUAUUCAUUAUCGGCGAUUUUCACGACUUCUACGGUUAUCCUUUGUGUGUACCUUUCAUUGCAUGUAAACGUAAAAAUACCGAUGGUGAUGAUGCAGUACACUGAGAAAAAAGAAUCAAGCUAGUUUAAUAAUGCGCCGUAAGAGGAACAUUCAAAUGUUGUCAGUAGAAAUUACCACAUUGUGAUAUUUAAAUGUUGGGGUGGCCUCUUGUUUGUUUUUUAAGUUGAACCUGAAAUCUUAUUAUGUUAAUAAUUAUUUCUUAUCCUAGCUGGACUAUACUUAUCUUUUGUUAUGUUUGCUUAUUCCAUUCGCUUCGUUUUGUUUAUCGAAUUAUGUAAGUCGUUUAUAUAUCAGCUGCUAGCAGAUCAUCUAGACUAAUUUUUAUUUCAACAGUUUUUUUAUUCUGUUUUGUUUUAUUUUUUAAAUUUCCGUAGUGGAUGUUUCUGUUUUUAUCUUGUUCCACAGUCCCAACGUUUUUAUUUAUUAUUAUUUUCCAGUUACCUCUCAUACUCUAUUACCUCUAUUAUUAAUUUUUGUCUAUUCUCUCAUAUACCUAAACAGUUGAAGUUUUUUUGGUUUCUAUAAAAGUGUCAAUUCGUGCUUUAUCACUAAUUUUUUUGGAUUCUUUAUUUAUUCAUUGUUUCUACUGAUUUUAUCUGCUUAUCGUCAAAAAUUUCUUUACGCUCAUUUUUUUUGCUUUAUUACUAUCCAUAUUUCACAUAUAUUUGAAUAUAUCUCGUUUUAUAAUAUAAAACAGUGAUUUUUGAUGAUCUCAUUGAUAACUACACAUAGUAUUUUUAACACACUGACCACUUUUGAUCGUUUUCCUUUCGACGGAUAUGGAUUAAUAAACACCGGAAUAUUUGUAUGUAUUAUGUACAUUACGUUUUUUAAGGUAAUCUAUCUCAUAAAAAGAUGAAUUUGUUGAUAAAUUAUAAUUUUUAAUUUUAUUUGUGAAUAUGUAAGUUUUUUCUUAGUGUAUAUAUUCAAUCAAAUGUAGCCCGAUAACCUAACAAAAUGUGUAUAUAAUGUAUAUACUGUUGUACCAUACUGUAAAUGUUUGCCAAAAAAAUGUUAAAACAAUGUUUUCUAUAUUAAUUUUCGUUCGUAAGUUCUGGUAUUAUAGAAACGGUGUUUCAUAAUGAAUGGUACGAUAUUUUGUUUCGAUGUUUCUAUUACUUUCAAUAUCGGUAUGUAUCAAUUUAAAAAAGUUUUCAGACAAGUGUAAUUUUUUUGAAGGCUAUUUUAGAAAAUUAUUAUUUCCGUGAAAUAUUUUAAAUUAUAGUACACACUGCUUCUUGCACAUAAAAUUAACCAGUCUUUAAGUUGUGUAAGAAGAAUGGCAAUAAGAAAGGGCGCACUUUUAAGAGCACAACUACAAGUAGAUAAUGCUCCAAUAGAGCAAGUGAAAACAUUAAAAUACUUAACAGAGGAAAAAUACGCAAUCCCUCAACUAAUUAUCCAAGGAGAGAAUGAGGGCAAGAGAGGGGUAGGUCGCAAACAAAUGUCGUGGCUACUUCUUCUUCUUACUUCUUGUAUGUAGGCUUUAAAGCUUGUUUCUUCUUCAAUAUUAGCCUCCUAAAUUGUUUAUCGCACCAUCUUUUUCUUGGUCUGCCAAUACUUCUUCGUUCAUUUGGUGACUUAUCUCGUGCUAUUCAUAUCCUAUCCUCUGCCAUUCUACUAAUGUGUUCGUUCCACUCCUGUUUCAGUUUUGUCACCCAUCCAUUUAUGUCUUCUACAUUGCAUAAUCUUCUUAUGUUUUCGCUUCUCUCCCUAUCCAACAGACUUUUAUCCAACAACCUGAUAUUCGUGGGAGUGUUUUCAUCUUUGUUGUUUCUAGUAGUCGUCUCGUUUUAGAUGUGUCAGGUCUUGUCUCCGCCGUGUAUGUCAAUAUAGGUCUAAUUGUUGCUUUAUAGAUUCUUGCUUUUGUGUCUUGUCUUAGGUGUUUGUUCUUCCAGAUUGUGUCAUUAAGAGAUCCCGCCGCUUUACUUGCUUUUAAUCUUUGUUGUCGUACUUCCUCUUCUACAUAUCCGUAACUGGUUAUAUAUUAUAUUCCCAGAUAUCUAAACCUUGCUUCCUGCUUUAUUAUUCUCCCAUCAAUUUCGAUUUUACAUCGUAGUGGGUAUUUAGAUGUUGUCAUACAUUUGGUUUUUUUCUGCUGAUAUUAUCAUAUUGUAUUUCUUGGCUGUUGUAUUGAAGAUGUGUGUUAAUCUUUGGAGAAUGUCUUCUGUCUCGUCGAUUAAUGCUGCGUCGUCUGCAUAACAUAAUAUUUGGAUUUCUUUCUUCCCCAUCAUGUAACCAUGACUUUACGUUCUGCUUCUAUUAUUUCGUCCAUUAUUAUAUUAAAGACCAGUGGGCUUAACGAGUCACCUUGUCUGACUCCGCUUUGUACUGGUAUAAACUGCGUUAGUUUUCCAUUUAUCUUUGCCUGUAUUCGAUUAUGAACGUAGAUGUUUUCGAUGGUUUGUAUUGAUUGGUAUGUUUCUUCUCUACAGUAAAUGUAAGACGUCUUCGACUUGGAUGCGAUCGAAAGUCUUUGUCAGGUCUAUAAAACAUAGAUAUGCUGGUUUAUUGUACUCAAUGGCCUUUUAUGUGAUUUGUCUCAGUACAAAUACAGCGUCUACGCAGGAUCUUCCGGAUUUGAAUCCUUGUUGUUCAUCUGAUAAAGUUGUUAGUUUAUUGAUUUUGUUGGUUAGGACUUUUGUGGUUAGCUUAAGUGCGGUGUUCAGUAGAUGUAUACCUUUAUAAUUUUUGGGGUCUUCGUCUCCUUUCUUGAACAUUGGUAUCAUUAUGCUGUUUCUCCAUAUGUUCAGGGAACUUGUACAUUUUUUUUUUAUUACAUAAUAAUGUUGUUUUGUUUAAAAAUGAUAUUUCCAAAAUUCCACUCCUCAAAAACUUAGAAGUACAAAUUUAAAAUCUUCUGUGUAUUUAAACCAUUUCAAACGAGCCAAAAAGCUCGCGAACACUUGUGAGGUCACAUCAUUAUAUUAUAUAAUUCCAUUUAUCGUAUGUCAUUCUAAUAAUAUAUAUGCUUUUACAAAAACACUCAAAUAUUACUCAGAAAUAUUUUCCAGAAUAGAAUUCCAAACCUAAUGAAUUAAUGGCGAGAACAUCAAAUACUAUAAUGAUAUGACGUCACGACCAAUGAGGGCGCGUUUUGGGCUGCCUGCAGUUAUUUGAAUUUUUGAAAUGAAAACUUUUUUUUCGUUGAUAUAUGUUUUAAAUUAUGUUCUGUUGUGAUUUAUUGCAUUUUUUUCCAAUUUAAAUUUUUAUGCAAGUUCCCUAUUCUUUUCGAUCAAAUUUUCAUCGCUACGCUAAAAACUCACAUAAGCUGGCUACAGAAUGCGUGAUGCGUGCGAGGUUCAAGAAUAGUGUGUAGGGUCUUGUUCGUUAAAAAUCAAUUCGUAAACAUGAUUCGUGUGUGCACAGUAUUCGCUCUUGUGCGCGGUAAAUUAAUGAAUAUCAAAGACUGCGCAUCAACAAGAACCGAUGAACAUGGGUAAAUCAGGCAUCGCGCAUUACCAAUCGUGAAAAAACGCAUAGUAUGUAUGCUUUAUACGCGAAUUACUACGAACUACAAUGAACUGAACGAAUCGUGCAUCGCGAAUUCAUGCAUAGUCUGUAGCCACCUUAAAUAUUCUAUGUUCCGUAUUCUGAAAAGUCAAGGUGACGCGGACUACGGUAACUAUGAAGAUUUUCCUCUUAAACUUAAUUGUGAUUUUCAAUUUAAAAAUAUUUCCUAUGCAUUUCGAUCAAAUAACCAGAUAAAUUUUUUAUUGAAUUGAAAUUCAUUUUGUAAUUUUUGUGAAAAAUAUUCACAAAGUUUUUACGAAUAUUGUACUGUUCGUUUUGAAACACCCGGAGGUAUGAGUGAAUAUAAUGAAUACAGUAAUUAAAAAAAAAGAAUAUAAAGGAAUUGCGAGAUAAAUUUUUUAUUGUGGACAUUUUUUCGGAAAUAGCCUAAAACGGAAAGCAGAUAUAAAAGAAAUAGAAAUAUAUAUAGUGCAUAAACUGCUGUCACAAUUAGAUCAUUUUAGACUAUUUCCCAACCCAACUAUUUUUAAAUUGAUGAUUUUUUAAACUGUGAUAGUAGAAAAAGGACCACACUAUUUGUAAAAAAAAUAAAUAUAUGAAUAAAUGUAUCAAUGUAU
This is a messenger RNA of Diabrotica virgifera virgifera (western corn rootworm), 18300 nucleotides long. RefSeq names its product protein son of sevenless (gene Sos). Lineage: Eukaryota; Metazoa; Arthropoda; Insecta; Coleoptera; Chrysomelidae. The record is from RefSeq and is a predicted model, not a curated record. The transcript has 20 exons. Gene Ontology annotation, molecular function: structural constituent of chromatin; guanyl-nucleotide exchange factor activity; DNA binding. The coding region runs from base 243 to 4313 and encodes 1356 amino acids. Gene Ontology annotation, cellular component: nucleosome; plasma membrane. Gene Ontology annotation, biological process: Ras protein signal transduction; positive regulation of GTPase activity.